CGUGCUCGAGCCGGAAAGCAGGCAGCCACUUCGGAGCCGGCGCACUUUUGGGAAGCGCGUCUGCGCCCGGAAGGUUCGCUGCGCCUACUGCGGAGAAAGGAAGGCAAUGGGCAAGAACAAGGCGAAAGGCCAGAAGCAGAAGAAUGUAUUCCAUGUGGCCAACAAAAAAAUAAUGAAGACUAAAAGUAAAACAAAGCCAGUGACAACCAGUCUAAAAAAAAUCAAUAUUGUGAAUGAUGAAAAGGUCAACAUGGUAAAUAAGGUAUUUACAGAAGUACAAAAAGAAGUUAAGCAAUUAUCCAAAGCCAUUCCUGCAGCCUCUUCAAAGAUGAUUCAGAUCCCCAAGCCUCUGGAAGGUGAAGCAGCUAAUGUGGAUGCUGCUACUAACUUACUGUCUCAACUGUAGUGUCUACGUCAACAUCACAUCCCCGGUACAAAGCAAAAGGGAUAGCUUACAAUGCUGGAAAUCAGUUUGUAUGCUUGUACAAUCUUGGAAAAAAUAACUAGAAUUACUACGAUGGAAACUGAAAACUACACAAGACAAAAUGUGGCAAUCUUCCGGCAACAGAGGAAUUGUUCUAAGAAUUCUUUAAGACCAAGAACAUUCCUACCCAUAUUGUGGCUAUGCAGAUGUAGAGGGCCAAAUAAUUUCCCAUUUAAAUUAACAGCAGUAAUACCAAAUGUACUUCUAAAGUGAAACCGCGUUUUUAAAAACUCAUCACAUAAACUCCAAUGUAAAUGAUAAAUUUGUAAUAUUUUUUGUUGACGUGUUAAAUAAAUAUAAGAUGGAAUUUACAAAUAAAGCAUUUACUGAA
This is a messenger RNA of Elgaria multicarinata webbii, 815 nucleotides long. It is a transcript of the gene RBIS, whose product is annotated as ribosomal biogenesis factor. Lineage: Eukaryota; Metazoa; Chordata; Lepidosauria; Squamata; Anguidae. Gene Ontology annotation, cellular component: nucleolus. The transcript is spliced from 5 exons. The coding region runs from base 107 to 406 and encodes 99 amino acids. Gene Ontology annotation, biological process: ribosome biogenesis. The record is from RefSeq and is a predicted model, not a curated record.